AUGAAAUCAAGCGGUGUCUGGAAAGCUGUUUGCUGGGUAGAAUCAUUACAUGGGAAAAAGAGUUCUGGUGGAGGAGUGGUUGGAGUUGAUGGAGUUGUUGAAACCGUGGGCGUCGGGGUCGUACUUUCCAUUGUAGGUGUAGACGAUGACAUAGUAACUAUUCCUCCGGUAGAUAAAAAAGGAGACGAAGGCAACGUUUCCGCUAUAGAUGAGGAAGAGGAUGAAAUCAUUCCUACGGUAGACGAUAUGUCAGAUGAAGUCAUCAUUCCCACUGUAGAUGCAGAGGGAGAUGGGGAGAUCAUUCCCAAAGAAGAUGAAGAGUCAGAUGAAGACAUUCCUACGGUAGAAGAUAAGUCAGAUGAAGUCAUCAUCAUCAUUGAAGGUGACGUUUCAGAUGAAGACAUCAUUCCUACGGUAGAUAAUAAGUCAGAUGAAGUCAUCAUUAUCAUUGAAGAUGGUGUUUCGGUGUUUCCUGCGUUAGAAGAUACGUCAGAUGAAGACAUCAUUCCCAUUGAAGAUAACUCAGAUGAAGACAUCAUUCCUACGGUAGAAGAUACGUCAGAUGAAGUCAUCAUUCCUAAUGUAGAAGAUAAGUCAGAUGAAGUCAUCAUUCCUAAUGUAGAAGAUACGUCAGAUGAAGGCAUCAUUCCUCCGGUAGAAGAUAAGUCAGAUGAAGUCAGCAUUCCCAUUGAAGAUGAAGACAUUCCUACGGUAGAAGAUAAGUCAGAUAAAGUCAUCAUCAUCAUUGAAGGUGACGUUUCAGAUGAAGACAUCAUUCCUACGGUAGAUGAUAAGUCAGAUGAAGUCAUCAUUAUCAUUGAAGAUGGUGUUUCGGUGUUUCCUGCGUUAGAAGAUACGUCAGAUGAAGACAUCAUUCCCAUUGAAGAUAACUCAGAUGAAGGCAUCAUUCCUACGGUAGAAGAUACGUCAGAUGAAGUCAUCAUUCCUAAUGUAAAAGAUAAGUCAGAUGAAGUCAUCAUUCCUAAUGUAGAAGAUAAGUCAGAUGAAGGCAUCAUUCCUCCGGUAGAAGAUAAGUCAGAUGAAGUCAGCAUUCCCAUUGAAGAUGAAGACAUUCCUACGGUAGAAGAUAAGUCAGAUGAAGUCAUCAUCAUCAUUGAAGGUGACGUUUCAGAUGAAGACAUCAUUCCUACGGUAGAUGAUAAGUCAGAUGAAGUCAUCAUUAUCAUUGAAGAUGGUGUUUCGGUGUUUCCUGCGGUAGAAGAUACGUCAGAUGAAGACAUCAUUCCCAUUGAAGGUAACUCAGAUGAAGGCAUCAUUCCUACGGUAGAAGAUACGUCAGAUGAAGUCAUCAUUUCUACGGUAGAAGAUACGUCAGAUGAAGUCAUCAUUCCUAAUGUAGAAGAUAAGUCAGAUGAAGUCAUCAUUGCCAUUGAAGAAGACGUUUCAGAUGAAGACAUCAUUCCUACGGUAGAAGAUAAGUCAGAUGAAGUCAUCAUUCCCAUUGAAGGUGACGUUUCGGAUGAAGUCAUCAUUCCUACAGUAAAAGAUAAAUCUGAUGAAGUCAACAUUCUCAUUGAAGAUGGUGUUUCGGAUGAAGUCAUCGAUUCUACGGCAGAAGAUACGUCAGCUGAUGUCAUCAUUCCCAUUGAAGGUGACAUUUCAGAUGAAGACGUCAUUCCUACGGUAGAAGAUAAGUCAGAUGAAGUCAUCAUUAUCAUUGAAGAUGGCGUUUCAAAUGAAGUCAUCAAUUCUACGGCAGAAGAUAAGUCAGAUGAAGUCAUCAUUCCCAUUGAAGGUGACGUUUCAGAUGAAGUCAUCAUUCCUAUGGUAGAAGAUAAGUCAGAUAUAGUCAUCAUUAUCAUUGACGACGACGUUUCCGAUGUAGUCAUCGAUCCUACGGUAGAAGAUAAGUCAGAUGAAGUCAUCAUUCCCAUUGAAGAUGACGUUUCAGAUGAAGACAUCGAUUCUACGGGAGAAGAUACGUCAGAUGAAGUCAUCAUUCCCAUUGAAGGUAACGUUUCGUAUGAAGUCAUCAUUACCAACGUAGAAGAUAAGUCAGAUGAAGUCGUCAUUCCCAUUGAAGGUGACGUUCCAGAUAAAGAAAUAAUGCCUACGGUAGAAGAUACGUCAUAUGAAGACAUCAUUCCUACGGUAGAAGAUAAGUCUGAUGAAGUCAUCAUUCCCAUUGAAAGUGACGUUUCAGAUGAAGUCAUCAUGUCAACGGUAGAAUAUAAGUCAGAUGAAGUCAUCAUUCCCAUUGAAAGUGACGUUUCAGAUGAAGUCAUCAUGUCAACGGUAGAAUAUAAGUCAGAUGAAGUCAUCAUUCCCAUUGAAGUCAUCAUUACCAACGUAGAAGAUAAGUCAGAUGAAGUCAUCAUUCCCAUUGAAGAUAACUCAGAUGAAGGCAUCAUUCCUAACGUAGAAGAUACGUCAGAUGAAGUCAUCAUUCCUAAUGUAGAAGAUAAGUCAGAUGAAGGCAUCAUUCCUAAUGUAGAAGAUACGUCAGAUGAAGGCAUCAUUCCUAAUGUAGAAGAUACGUCAGAUGAAGGCAUCAUUCCUAAUGUAGAAGAUACGUCAGAUGAAGGCAUCAUUGCUAAUGAAGAUAAGUCAGAUAAAGUCAUCAUUCUUAUUGAAGAUGAAGAGUCAGAUGAAGACAUUAUUCCUGCGUUAGAAGAUACGUCAGAUGAAGACAUCAUUCUCAUUGAAGAUAAGUCAGAUGAAGGCACCAUUCCUAAUGUAGAAGAUACGUCAGAUGAAGACAUCAUUCCCAUUAAAGUUAACUCAGACGAAGGCAUCAUUCCUAAUGAAGAUAAGUCAGAUAAAGUCAUCGUUCCUAUUGAAGAUAACUCAGACGAAGGCAUCAUUUCUAAUGUAGAAGAUACAUCAGAUGAAGGCAUCAUUCCUAAUGUAGAAGAUACGUCAGAUGAAGUCAUCAUUGCCAUUGAAGAUGACGUUUCAGAUGAAGACAUUAUUCCUGCGUUAGAAGAUACGUCAGAUGAAGACAUCAUUCCUCCGGUAGAAGAUAAGUCAGAUGAAGACAUUCCUACGGUAGAAGAUAAGUCAGAUGAAGUCAUCAUUCCUAAUGUAAAAGAAAAGUCAGAUGAAGUCAUCAUUCCUAAUGUAGAAGAUAAGUCAGAUGAAGGCAUCAUUCCUCCGGUAGAAGAUAAGUCAGAUAUAGUCAUCAUUAUCAUUGACGACGACGUUUCCGAUGUAGUCAUCGAUCCUACGGUAGAAGAUAAGUCAGAUGAAGUCAUCAUUCCCAUUGAAGAUGACGUUUCAGAUGAAGACAUCGAUUCUACGGGAGAAGAUACGUCAGAUGAAGUCGUCAUUCCCAUUGAAGGUGACGUUUCAGAUGAAGAAAUAAUGCCUACAGUAGAAGAUACGUCAUAUGAAGACAUCAUUCCUACGGUAGAAGAUAAGUCUGAUGAAGUCAUCAUUCCCAUUGAAAGUGACGUUUCAGAUGAAGUCAUCAUGUCAACGGUAGAAUAUAAGUCAGAUGAAGUCAUCAUUCCCAUUGAAGUCAUCAUUCCUACGGUAGAUGAUAAGUCAGAUGAAGUCAUCAUUCCCAUUGAAGAUAACUCAGAUGAAGGCAUCAUUCCUAACGUAGAAGAUACGUCAGAUGAAGUCAUCAUUCCUAAUGUAGAAGAUAAGUCAGAUGAAGGCAUCAUUCCUAAUGUAGAAGAUAAGUCAGAUGAAGGCACCAUUCCUAACGUAGAAGAUACGUCAGAUGAAGGCAUCAUUUCUAAUGUAGAAGAUACGUCAGAUGAAGGCAUCAUUCCUAAUGAAGAUAGGUCAGAUGAAGUCAUCAUUCCCAUUGAAGAUAAGUCAGAAGUCAUCAUUCCCAUUGAAGAUGAAGAGUCAGAUGAAGACAUUAUUCCUGCGUUAGAAGAUACGUCAGAUGAAGACAUCAUUCCUAUUGAAGAUAACUCAGACGAAGGCAUCAUUUCUAAUGUAGAAGAUACAUCAGAUGAAGGCAUCAUUCCCAUUGAAGAUAAGUCAGAUGAAGUCAUCAUUCCUAAUGUAGAAGAUACAUCAGAUGAAGGCAUCAUUCCUAAUGUAGAAGAUACGUCAGAUGAAGACAUCAUUCCCAUUGAAGAUAACUCAGACGAAGGCAUAAUUUCUAAUGUAGAAGAUACAUCAGAUGAAGGCAUCAUUCCUAAUGUAGAAGAUACGUCAGAUGAAGCCAUCAUUGCCAUUGAAGAUGACGUUUCAGAUGAAGACAUUAUUCCUACGUUAGAAGAUAAGUCAGAUGAUGUCAUCAUUCCCAUUGAAGAUGACGUUUCAGAUGAAGGCAUCAUUCCUAAUGUAGAAGAUACGUCAGAUAAAGGCAUCAUUCCUAAUGAAGAUAAGUCAGAUAAAGUCAUCAUUCCUAUUGAAGAUGAAGAGUCAGAUGAAGACAUUAAUCCUGCGUUAGAAGAUACGUCAGAUGAAGAAAUCAUUCCCAUUGAAGGUGACGUUUCAGAUGAAGUCAUCGAUUCUACGGUAGAAGAUAAGUCAGAUGAAGUCAUCAUUCCCAUUGAAGAAGACGUUUCAGAUGAAGACAUCAUUCCUACGGUAGGCGAAGGGUCAGAUGCAGUCAUCAUUCCCAUAAAAGAUGAAUGGUCAGAUGAAGUCAUCAUUCCUCCGGUGGUUGAAGUUAUCAUUCCUACGGUAGGCGAAGGGUCAGAUGCAGUCAUCAUUUCCAUUGAAGAUGAAUUGUCAGAAGAAGUCAUCAUUCCUCCGGUAGAUGAAGUCAUCAUUCCUACGGUAGGCGAAGGGUCAGAUGCAGUCGUAAUUCCAGGUGUAGAUGAAGCUGUACAUGAUGUUACCUAUACAGAAAAUAAAAGAAAUAAUAUCGACCAGCACCGGGGAUUUCAAUACAAACUUUUCUUCAAAUGA
Messenger RNA from Strongylocentrotus purpuratus (purple sea urchin), 4839 nucleotides. RefSeq lists its product as uncharacterized. Lineage: Eukaryota; Metazoa; Echinodermata; Echinoidea; Camarodonta; Strongylocentrotidae. The transcript has 6 exons. The record is from RefSeq and is a predicted model, not a curated record. Bases 1 to 4839 code for a protein of 1612 amino acids.